CACCAUCAUGUCGAGGAAAAGGGAAUUCACCAGCUUUCGCAUGCUCACGUCUACAGAACGUCUACAGAGGCUCCAAACACGCAGACGGUCACUUCCUCUGGCCGUGUUACAGGAAUCUGUUGUGACCUAUCAUGCUUUCGAAUUGUGACAGAGUGGACGUGUGUGGACGGUGUGAUCUGUGAGCUGGCAGUGCUGUAGAGAGGAGUGGAGUGGAGCAUGCUGAUUUAGGAAAGCGCUGUGUUGAAGAUGAUGGACGGUAAAAGAAGAGAAAACUACAGGGCCCACAAACCCCUGCGCAGGACACAGUCUCAGGGGCCGACCAUCUACGCCCCCGUUCUCCUGAUCAGACCAGUGGACGUGAAGCCGGACGUCCCUCUGGCUCUGGAGCCGGUGUCUCCGCUGGACCUGCGGACGGACGGGAGGAUGCUGGACCCGAGCGUGUGGGAGCGGCAGCUGCAGCAGGAGCUGCUCCUCAUCCAGAAGCAGCAGCAGAUCCAGAAAGAGCUGCUCAUAAACGAGUUCCAGAAGCAGCACGAGAACCUGCUCCGCCAGCACCAGGCCCAGCUGCAGGAGCAUCUGAAGCUGCAGCAGGAGCUUCAGGCGAUGAAGCAGCGUCAGGAGCAGCUGGAGAAGGAGAGGAAGCUGGAGCAGCAAAACCAGGAGAGGGAACUGGAGAGGAAUCGCCGCCAGCAACAGGCCCUCAUCCUCAGGAGCAAAGAGCGGGCCAGAGAGAGUGCAGUGGCCAGCACGGAAGUUAAACAGAAGCUCCAGGAGUUCCUGUUGAAUAAAUCCACAAAGGAAUCCAUCCCCAACGGAUCCUGCCACGCCCUCUCCCACAGCUCCAAACUCUGGCUCACGGCGUCCCAUCACACCUCUCUGGAGCAGAGUUCUCCUCCUCUGGGGGGAGUUUCGCCCUCCUACAGGUUCCCCCUGCCCCCCCUGCAGGACUACAGGGACGAUUUCCCUCUGAGGAAGACAGCCUCUGAGCCUAAUCUGAAGGUGCGCUCCAGGUUGAAGCAGAAGGUGGCGGAGAGGAGGAGCAGCCCCCUCCUGCGGAGGAAAGAGGGGAGCGUCAUGACGCCUUUCAAGAAGAGAGCCCUGGAGCUGCUGGAGUCCAGCAGCAGCAGCAGCGCCCCAGGCUCAGGCCCCAGCUCCCCCAACGGAGCCUCCAGCGCCCUGGGGACUGAAAACGGACCAUCAUCUCUACCAACCACCACCAGGACUGAGCGCUGGCCUUCACAGCCCAAGCUGCUUGGCCCUGAGGGUCCGGCGUCCGUGCUGAGCCUUUACACGUCUCCAUCUCUGCCUAACAUCAGCCUCGGGUUCUCUGCUGCUUCUUCUCCGAUCAGCGCUGGUUUGGGGCUGAAGGAGAAGCACGCUGAGGGCGGUGGAGUUUUGGGUCUGCCCGCUCACGUCCUGGGCCAUGUGCCCCUUCCCAUCACCAUGGAGACGAAAGUGGGCAGCAGUCAGCAGGCCCUCCUGCAGCACCUCCUGCAGAAAGAGCAGCUCCGCCAGCAGAAGAUCCUGACCACCGGUCCGGGUGCGGUGUCUGUGCACCCUCCGUCUCCACUGGCCACGAAGGACCGCUGCUCGUCCAGCGUGCGGCCCAAACUGCAGCGGCACCGCCCCCUUAACCGCACGCAGUCCGCCCCGCUGCCCCAGAGCAUGCUGGCCCAACUCGUCAUCCAGCAGCACCAGCACUUCCUGGAGAAGCAGAAACAGUAUCAGCAACAGGUCCACAUCAACAAGCUGCUCUCCAAGUCCAUCGAACAGCUGCGGCAGCCCAGCGGCCGCCUGCAUGAGUCAGAGGAGGACGACGAGGCUCGCGAGCAGGAGGACUGCUCGCCCUCUACUGGCGUCAUCCGGAAGUGCAGCCCCAGCCACAGCAGCAGCAGCAGCAGCAGCAGCAGCUGCGAAGUUAUCAAAAUCAAGGAGGAGCCAGUCGACAGUGACGACGACACACAGGCCAAAGAGAGCUCUUACCUUCACCAGGUGAACGGCAGGCUGGUGAUACGGGCCACCAUCUGAUCCGAGACAGGGGCACAGCACACGCGCACGCCCUCGUCCCCGACUCGCGCCCUAGACUCCACCUCCGAGCCCCUCGGGACUGUUUCCAUUCGUGAACUUGUGCAGUGAUCUCCUGUAUUGUAUGUUGUAAUGUUCUGUAUAUAAUUUCAGGAGGAGGAUCUAGAAAAUCCAGAAUGGUAAAAGUCUCGUCUUUUUCGACUGUAAUUACUGACCUUUUUACUUUCUGUCCGCCCGCUGGAGCCGCGCCGCGCCGGAGCUCACGUAGGAUACUCACUGAUUUUCCACGCCACUUUGCAUAGCUUUAAAUUGGGAUGAUUUUGAUUGUUGUCAAUAUGAUUAUUAUUGAGUUAUUAUUACUUCAGUGUUAGACUGCAGCAGCCUACUCUUCAUCUGCAGGAACUGUUCAUGUUUAUUACGUGUUCAUCUCAAAGGACGGGGGGGGGUUAAAGGAAUACUCCAGCGUUCUUUAACCUGAUCUCUGUCUGCUGCGUCUUCGGUUAUCGUGGAUAAGGUUUCCCUGAACACGGAAAACCGGUUGCCUCUAAACUCACAAUAGAAGUCAAUGGGGCAGUUGCUGAAUUCCGUAAGUAUAAAUCGAUGCAAAACACUUUCAUGCUGUUUUCACCGAUGUUCAUCAGUUCGGCUGUUCAGUCUAGGCUAGUUUUCCAGAUCAAAGAACCUACGAUAACUCUUCACAGGCUCCUGAUCGCCACGGAUACCAGAAAGCCAUCGAAUAAAGUGAAAGUAACCGGAACGUCUUCUACUUACUGUGUUUCUCCAGUCAUGUAAAGUUGAAAUGAACUUCACGAACACGUCUAAUGUCACAUCCUCCCCUCCCCUAUAGCCAUGAAUCUACAUGUUCAGCAACUGCCCAUUGACUUCUAUUAUAGGUGCAUCGUGAGCAAAGUUCCUUUGUUCUUUUCUAACUUCUGGGAAACGUGUUGAAGUUAUUUUCUGUGGUAACUGAUUGUACGAGACAAGCGGGAAAGAUGGAGAUGAGGUUGAAGAAGGGUGGACUGCUCCUUUAAGUUUGAAAGGGGAACUCCACCGAUAUUUCAAAAUUACUGCAUAGUUGAGACACAGAGAGGUAAAGUCAUUCAUGAGCGGUUUGAUGUGAAAUGGCUCGCUGUGUAGAAUCUUACAUUGGAUUUGUUCACAAUAGUGGUGGUGGUGAAGUUUUCUUUAGGGACUAUUUUGCCUCACAUGUAUCCUUCCACCAUAGAAAUAUAUAUAUUUUAGUCUAAAAUCUUCGUAGAGCAAUGUCUGGGACAUCAGGCGGGGCAUUCAUAGCCAUUUCAUGCUUUUCGAGGUGGACGUCUGGUUCCUAUCACCACCACUUUUUUGGAACGGAGCACUUUGUUUACAUCUUACCCGUGAAAUUAUGCAGAAAUUUUGGGAAAAGUAAUCGGAAUUCCUUGUUAACGCAGACCGUCGCUGUGGUGAGGGGUAACGGAACGGCGUUAGAACGUCUGCUGUGCUCUCCCACGGGCCGAAAUCAAACGCAGGGAGCGAGGGCUGAGCAGGAAAUGCCUGGUGGAAGCCAGGAAUGGUGGUGAUUCAUGAGAGAAGGAAUGCUGGGAGAGGACGAGGGGACGAGAGGCCGGCCACGAGCUGAUUUACUGUCAGGGCGAAUUACAGCGUGUUGGGGGGGUGGGGGGGGUGGACAGCGGAGGGAGCCCCCUUUAAAAACCAAUCAUUUCCUCUUUGCUCCCCGGUGACGUGUUUACCUCCACACGCAGGUUUAAUGUCUGGGAAAAGAAAAAAGGUGACCGUUCCCCUCGCUCUCUGUCGGCCCCUCUGGAGCUACUUUAAAGCCCCUCGUUGGCUGUUUCUCCUGAAAGUGGCCGGCGACCCUCGGCCCAAACGUCUCCCCGGCGACUUUCCAUCGAUUGUCUGUUUCCGUACUGCUGGUGUAGAAGCGUAAUGUGUGUGAGACCCUGUGAAAUAAUGCUGUGUGACUCAUCAUAACGUCUGUAAAAGUGACCGCACGGGAUUGUCCGGCGUGUCCACUGCUCUUCGCUCUUCGCCGUUCUCUCCGUAGCUGUUUGUACGUGUUUCCCUCUUUUGCCUUGUCACUUUUUAAAAUAAACCUCAUUCCUUCUUCAAGUCUUGAA
Messenger RNA from Pygocentrus nattereri (red-bellied piranha), 4142 nucleotides. RefSeq names its product histone deacetylase 9b (gene hdac9b). The transcript has 12 exons. Gene Ontology annotation, biological process: chromatin organization. Lineage: Eukaryota; Metazoa; Chordata; Actinopteri; Characiformes; Serrasalmidae. The record is from RefSeq and is a predicted model, not a curated record. Gene Ontology annotation, molecular function: histone deacetylase activity. The coding region runs from base 247 to 2028 and encodes 593 amino acids. Gene Ontology annotation, cellular component: histone deacetylase complex.